Esox lucius (northern pike) is the source of this 3952-nucleotide messenger RNA. It is a transcript of the gene itchb, whose product is annotated as itchy E3 ubiquitin protein ligase b. Bases 170 to 2827 code for a protein of 885 amino acids. Gene Ontology annotation, molecular function: protein binding; ubiquitin protein ligase activity. The record is from RefSeq and is a predicted model, not a curated record. Lineage: Eukaryota; Metazoa; Chordata; Actinopteri; Esociformes; Esocidae. The transcript is spliced from 24 exons. Gene Ontology annotation, biological process: protein K48-linked ubiquitination; protein K29-linked ubiquitination; ubiquitin-dependent protein catabolic process.
CCCACCUUGUUUCGGUCACGUGAAACGAUUACGAAAAUGGUGGAAGUUAGUUUCUUGAAGUGAAUCUGCUGAAGAACCGACAGACAGGAGACAUUGGGAAAGUUGCGAUAAGGUCACAUCUUGAAGUUGUUCUGGCAUUGGAUUUGGGUAGCCAGCCCAGCCCUAUGUCAUGGCCUCCAGUGUUGCUAAGCCAGGCCCUGGGAAUGGCUACCCCAUGAAGGCGCAACUCCAAAUAAUGGUGCUUUCAGCAAAACUGAAAGAGAACAAGAAGAACUGGUUUGGCCCCAGUCCAUAUGUUGAAGUUGCAGUUGAUGGCCAAUCCAAGAAGACCGAGAAAUGCAGCAACACUCACAGUCCCAAAUGGAAGCAGCCGCUCACUGUAAUCGUCACUCCUUUUAGCAAGCUCAUCUUCCGGGUAUGGAGUCAUCAGACAUUGAAGUCGGACGUGUUGUUAGGCGUGGCAACUCUGGAGGUCAGCGAAACACUCCAAUCCAACAACAUGAAUAUCUCUGAGGUGGUGCAGACGCUGCAGUUGAGUACAGAUCGAGACCAGACAGAUGUGGUAGGGGACCUGUCUGUCUGUCUGGAUGGCAUGCAAGUUGACCCAGAGAUGUUUGCCUCUGCCGCUGAGGCCAACAGCCAAAGUACUUCAAAUGGUGACUCUCAACACAAUGAGGAUCAUGGUGUGAGGCGGAGUAGAGACAGCUCUCCUUCAGUAGAUGGUUUGGAGCACAGAGCUUCCCCAAAUGGUCGUGCAGUCACCAUAAACGGCACAGGCUCUCGCACUGGGUCUCCUGCUCUGUCAGCAGGGGGCUCCAGAGGGAACCCCCUACGGCCCCCCAGGCCCUCCCGACCUCCACCACCCACCCCGCGCAGACCAGCCUCAUCUCCAGCAUUCUCUAAUGGCUCCACAACCGCUGAAGGAAGCGAUGGCCCGAGAACGGAGACCCCGGUCCGUUUGCCUGCACCUGCUGUUCCGGUCCCCGAACCCAACGCCCCACCCCCCACACAUGACCAGAGCCAAGCGAUGGCCGCCAGACAAGCAGGCAGUCCCGCCCUAGGCCUCCCUAGGGUCCCUGCUGUCUCUGCUGGCCCACUGCCUCCGGGAUGGGAGCAGAGGGUGGAUCAGAGUGGAAGGCUGUAUUUCGUUGAUCAUGUGGAAAAGAGGACCUCGUGGGAGCGGCCUGAGCCUCUACCUCCUGGAUGGGAGCGACGUGUGGAUCCCAUGGGCAGGGUCUACUUUGUGGACCACAUCACGAGAACGACCACCUGGCAACGGCCCACCAUGGAGACCGUACGGAACUAUGAACAGUGGCAGCACCAACGCAGCCAGCUGCAGGGGGCCAUGCAGCAGUUCAACCAGCGCUUCAUAUUUGGGGUCCAGGAUCAGGCUGCAGCCCCUGAGAAUAAGCAGUUUGAUCCCCUGGGUCCGCUGCCACAUGGAUGGGAAAAAAGAACCGACAGUAACGGGAGAGUGUACUUUGUCCAACACACCACACGGACAACACAGUGGGAGGACCCUCGCACUCAGGGGCAGCUCAAUGAGAAGCCUCUUCCAGAGGGCUGGGAGAUGAGGUUCACUGUUGACGGCAUCCCGUACUUUGUGGACCACAAUAGGAGAGCUACCACGUACAUUGACCCUCGCACUGGAAAAUCCUCACUUGAAAAUGGGCCCCAGAUUACUUACGUUCGUGACUUUAAAGCCAAAGUCCAGUACUUCAGAUUUUGGUGCCAGCAAUUGUCACUGCCUCAGCACAUAAAGAUCACUGUCACCCGCAAAACCCUGUUUGAGGACUCAUUCCAGCAAAUAAUGAGCUUCAAUGCCCAGGACCUCCGCAGGAGGCUCUGGAUCAUAUUCCCUGGUGAAGAAGGCCUUGAUUAUGGAGGAGUCGCAAGGGAGUGGUUUUUCCUGUUGUCCCAUGAGGUGUUGAACCCCAUGUACUGUUUGUUUGAGUAUGCUGGGAAGGACAACUACUGCCUGCAGAUCAACCCUGCUUCAUACAUAAACCCAGACCAUCUCAAAUACUUCAAGUUCAUUGGACGCUUCAUUGCAAUGGCUCUUUUCCACGGGAAAUUCAUUGACACAGGCUUCUCACUGCCGUUCUACAAGCGCAUGCUGAACAAGCCGUUGGCACUGAAGGAUCUAGAGUCCAUUGAUCCAGAAUUCUACAAUUCUCUCAUUUGGAUUAAGGAGAACAACAUUGAGGAGUGUGGACUGGAGAUGUACUUCUCUGUGGACAAGGAGAUUCUGGGUGAAAUCACAACUCAUGAGCUCAAGGCAGAUGGAGGCGAGGUCUUGGUCACAGAGGAGAACAAGGAGGAGUAUAUCAGGCUUGUAGCAGAGUGGAGGCUGUCUCGGGGCGUGGAGGAGCAGACCCAGGCCUUCUUUGAGGGCUUCAACGAGGUCCUCCCACAGCAGUAUCUGCAGUACUUUGAUGCUAAAGAACUGGAGGUUAUGCUCUGUGGGAUGCAGGAUAUUGACCUUGCCGACUGGCAGAGGAACACCAUCUACAGACACUAUGCACGCACCAGCAAGCAGGUCACCUGGUUCUGGCAGCUCAUCAAAGAGAUGGACAAUGAGAAGCGGAUGAGGCUCCUCCAGUUUGUCACCGGCACAUGUCGCCUUCCUGUUGGUGGCUUUGCUGACCUGUUGGGAAGUAAUGGCCCACAGAAGUUCUGCAUCGAGAAGGUGGGGAAGGAGAACUGGCUACCUAGAAGUCACACUUGCUUCAAUCGACUGGACCUGCCUCCCUACAAAAGCUAUGAGCAACUGAAGGAGAAAUUGAUGUUUGCGAUUGAAGAGACUGAGGGAUUUGGGCAGGAGUAAUCUAGCAACAGGUUCAUAGACACAGUAGUUUGGUCUUUGCUGAACAGUGUUUAAAGCCAGGGAGCCUCUUGAAGGUCGGCAUGCUUGUGUGCGCGCAGUUGAAGGAAGAGAGAAUCUGCUGUUAAAGACUGGAAGCCUACUGGAGCUGGAUAUUCCCCAGAGAAAACUGCUCCUACCUGAGAAUGUCCCCCACAUCAUGCAUGAAAGCUGGAAACGCACUGUCAAUAAUAUAUUAUAUAUGGGACAAAGAUAUCAGCGGCAUUGGUUCCAUCCUUCAAAUGACCCACCACGACUUCUGACUUCUGUCUAACUAACAUUGACUCCGGAAGAUUUUUAAUAAAUGUAAAAGAAAGUGAUCUCUGAUCUGGCAACAGCCAGUUAUAGCAGGUGCACUGAUCUGAACUUCCUUGAAAUAUAACCGUUCUUCUGUUCAAGGCUUCUUAGCAUUUAUCUGUGAAUCAAUAAAGUAUUGCAAGGGACAACAUUAGUCCUUUGAUUUGUAAUGGAAUGAGUACAUGGGUGUGGCUCCACUAUGACCCUAGUUUUAUAGGGCAUUGUGACAUGAUCAUUUUCUAUAUAUUCUUUUUUUUUUUUUUUUUGUAGUUUAGGGAUUGUGUGAAGUGUAAGUCAAAUAUUGCCUCAAUGUUUUGGGUGAUAUGAGAUUUUAGCACAUUCUGUGCUGAGGCUGUGCCUGAUGAGACUAGCUAUACCUUUAAGCUUUUAAUAGAUUUUUAACAUAGUAAUUUAUCCAUUUUAUAUCAAUUGCAAUGUUUUUCUGGCUGCGGCAAAUGCAUGGGAAUUUUGUGGGAUUUAUUUUUAAAUAUAUAGUUUUCUGGGUAGACUGAAUGGACAUCCCAGGGAAGUGUGUGUGUGUGUAAAUAUAAUUUGUUACAUAGCAAAUAAAGUCAGCUUUAUUUUUUUCUCUCCAGAUUUAUCCUUCAGCAAUUUAAAUGCUCUGCUUGUACAUGAAAUUGUUGUAAAUUGUGUUAAUACAUUUUCUUUUAUAAAAAAAGCUUUUAGUAAUAAGAGGUAUGGUAAUGCAUUUUUAAAAGACUUUCUUGAUUUAAAUGUACAUUAUCAAUGUGUAAAUUUUAUGUUAAGUUGAAUAAAUCUAAUUUAAAGUUU